AUGAUACAUGAUCCGGUGAUUGCGAUAGAUAGGUUCAUAAAUGAGUUGACAGUUUCUGUCAUGUUAGAAGAGUCACUUGGUGGUAUGAUAUUAGAUGAAGGAAUGAGUUUAAUAGAUAUGGAUGUUAUCAGGUCACAAAGGCUGUGGAGCGAGGUUUUGCAUCAAAAAUCAAGGUUCAGGGCACUGGAUUGUUUAAUGUCAAGGCUAGCCAAUAUAAAACAUGAACGUAUUGUGAUGCGAAUUCUGUGGAGCAUAGAUUUUGCUAUUGAAAAGACAAUGUUCUCACCAAGAGAAAUCGCUCAUUCACUGGUAUGCUCAGAGCAUCUGCGUGUGGAGUCUCCCAUCUUGUUUCGGUGUAUAUUUAAGCUUCUUCUAAAGCUUAUUUUCUUUCUGGAUUAUAAGAGCAACCGUGAGGUUUUUAAUAAAAGCAUUGAAAAGUCAUCACAGUUUACAGAGAAAAUGUUCUGCGACCGCACCUUGUUUUAUACUAUUGACCCUUCAUUAGAGUUAAUACAGCUACUAUUAUGUCGUGAGAUAUGCCUGAUGCCUGCCUACUUCGCUAUGCAUGAGCUAAUUCGAAAUUUUUCUAGCGAAUUUGGCGACGCUCCUCAGUUUAUUCAAACAGAAUUCAACAACUUUAUGGACAGUUUCAAAAGGCCUGCGCGCUUGCUGUAUUCGAGAGUUUACCAUGCCAUGACUCCUUUCUGCGGAAUAACCUCAUUGAGUGCUCCAAACUAUAGACUGGAUUCUUCUAAUCUCGUCUUGACUUCUAUUAAAGGUGCUAUGCGAUAUCCUGAAUUUCUUACAAGCUCACAGCUACCUCUUUUGUGUACAGUUUUGGGUCAGCUGCGAAGUUUUGAACUUACAACCGGAAUGCUUGAUCCUGCGAGUGGAAAAGUUAAAACUCGAUCUGUGGGCCUGGAACUUGCGUUGGUCGAAUUAAUUGUUCAGGUUAUGGAACUGUUGGAAUGUACAAACGACGAAACGUGGAACCGUACAAUAUUCGAACAUUUAAUAAGUGUUAUGAUUACCUUCAUGCUGAACAGCACGGUUAGAUUUAAUGAAAUUGUUGUCAAACUUAAUUCAAAACUGGAAGGUCGUACGUGGACUAAAUCAAGUCAUUAUGUAAUGUGGUUCGUGCUAAAUGCUACUUCAGGAUUCAUUGGAAAAAAUAUGUUAACAGAUUUUGUCCCUUGCCUCCGGCUUUUCGAUAUUUUGUUCCCUGAAGCUGAAGAUCCUGACCGAGCUAUCGAUCUCCCUAUACCAUGUUGUGGUAGGAAGGAUUCCACUGGUCAGUCAAAUGAUAAUGAGAUUAGUUUAACACAAAAAGAUGGAGUUCUGCCCAAAAACAUCUUAGGCAAAGAACUAAGCAGUACAACAGAAAAUACUAAGUUUAGUGUUUCUCAAUUUCAUAUCUCCAAAAAGAUGGAUAUCGAUAGAUCUGAUCUCAAUCGUGAACUUGUUACCCAUAAAGAUAAUGAAAAUGAAGUACAGGAACAAAGCUCCACUUCUGCUGAGGAUUCGGACAACGAAUGUAUUCAGAAUGAAACCGAGAGUUUACUUCCUCCUCACUUCCGCUCCUCUACAGCUUGCUGGAAACGCCAGGGUCGACUUUUGCAUUUGGCUACAGCACCUGUUUGCCUUUGGCAACAUGUUUUACGUAAAAGUCGACUUGGUCAAGAUCAUCUGCCACGUGUUAUGCCACCAGCACUUAGACCGAUAGAAUCCCGUAUAUCACGUCGUAUGCAAGCACUAGUACAAUCUGUCAGUUCUACUCAAAUAUCUAAUAGUUCUGUUCAUCUAAUUUCAAAGUUGACAUGGAACCAACUUUUCGUUGUGCUAAAUGCUUUUAGUACAGACAAUGAAGUUAGUCAAUUAAUACAAAGGUUGAUAGACACAUUCUGGACAAAUGAAACUGCAAAGGAUAAUCAGAAACUGGAACAUGGAGUUUUAUGGUCACGAUUAAUAAAAAAUGGAAAAAUUGAUUUUCCAUACGACCUAUCUGCCUAUGGUCGCCUUCAACCUUUGUCUCACCAUCUUAUGCGCACAAUGUCUGUUCAUGUAAGAAUGCUAGUCUUACACUUCUUCCUACAAAAAUUCUCAGUCCUUCCAAAUUCCAAUAUGCUGUCUACACCAGCUGUUAUAGAAACUUUUUGUCGUAUUCUAGCUUGUCGCGAAGUGGAAUCAAAUAGCGUGAAUAGGAUUUUGUGCUUAUUAACUAAACUCCAACCAUUAUGGUCUUACAAUACCUCGAAUAUGGAACCCAAAUAUACCGUUUUAUGUAGUACCACUGAUCCAAAAGUCUCUAAUUACUUUACAUGCUCACUUGUUUACACAUUGCUCGAUACAUUAGGGUUCCGUCUUGCAGAUAUACUUACACCGGAGGUUCGAAUCCAUACUCUUACUUCGUUAAUAGGUUUAAUGAAAUUGUGGUCUAAUUGGAGUACUUCUGUUCUCGAUAAUAAAGAACCUAAAAAUCUUUGUGAUGGAGGGACUAACGAAAUUCCUAUUGAACUGCAAUAUUUAUUGGAUUGGAACAUCAUAAAAUUUGUGCGUAGCAUACAGGCACCAGAUUGUGUAAUUUAUGGGUUUUGUUCAGCUCUUACCUCUUCUACUCUUACUCAAACACAGCCGGGAACUAACAGCUUACACUCUGUUAAUAAUUCUGCGUGUGUAUCGCAACCACAAAAUUCGAACAUAAUAUCACAACAGGGCAGUGGUUUGAUGAAUAACACAACUGGUGGCUCUGUUCCAAUUAAUCGACCAUUUGUACCUGUAAAUACAGGCGUACCGACUUCGAUUCCAUCUUCUAGUAUUAUACAACCACCGAUUGAUCCUAUAUUAUCCUCGAAUACGGGUGUGAAUUCACUUACAAGUGGAUCAGGAAGUGCGGGUUUUCCGAAUUCAAUACCUGGUUACCCAUUCUUAAUGUGUGAUAAUGUUGAAGUUAAUCGUUUUGUACUAUACUCCUUAUUACAAAUGUAUCAUACGUUUGAUUUGGAAGAAGCAAGUGGAAUUCGGCCGAAUCUAGUUGAACAAAUUCGCUCCAUGUGUGAACAGUGUGGUCCAAAUAGUCUGAUAGAUUUACCUCAGCUAAUCACAAAACGUUUGCCUGAUUUUCUAAUUCUUGUUAUACGUCAGUUAACUAAUCCAAACACAGGUGAAUUUAACAUUGGUAGUCUCCCAUCAUCGGAUCCCAUGAAUAUAGAGUCAAUCGAAUCAACUUUACCGUAUACAGAUAAAUCUACUAGUUUAUCUAAACUUUGUUCAAUGGUACAAGAGGAGUACACUUGUUUUUCUAAUGGGAAUUUUGAAUGGAGCAAUGCAGUUAGUCGGAGUAAUGUGUUCUUAUGUUUAUUGUUUCGGUAUUUUAUGGAAUAUCAAAAUAUACCGAACAAACCAAUCAGUCUUUUACACCAUAUGUCUGCCAAAUUUCUCAAUCGACAAAUUCGUAUGCUUUGUGACUACAUAGUGUCUUCUUUGACAUUCACUGCACAAGUGGAUUUUACAACUGAAAAGUGUCUUUCUACAUUGUCAGAUUUCUGUGUACGUUGGCGUGUUGUUUCGUUAGAUCGAUUUCUAUUGUUCUUGCUCAUGCAUACAAGAUACCAACACUCACAACUCUUUACUGUAAAUCGAAUCAUUGUUUAUCUGUUUACACAAUCGGAGCAAAUCACUAAUGGGAUAAACUAUUUGGAUAAAAAAUAUGAGGCUAAUUCCAUUAAUAGCGAUUCAAGUACACUGAGAAAAUCACCUCAUUCUGACCCAUUGUCUAGUCGGGAUUGGUUUUCGUGUAUUCGUGCUUUGCAUGAAAUUAUUCCUGAUCAAUGGAUUACGUAUCCAAAGACUUGUACAAUAUCUUCUAAUACUAGUAACGAUCCAUCAGAUGAAACCGACAAACCUCCUUAUUUACCUGUAUUCUAUGGUCACUUGUUAUUACGUUUGCUACCAUUGUUAGAAGUUGUAAUAAUGCAGUUCUUAAUGUGUGAAGUUCCAUUUGUUCUAUUGAUACCAUUUUGCCGAGCUGUUGCUCCUUUGUUUCGUUAUCACAGGCGUCCAGUUAAUAUCUGCUAUACAUUAUUACGUGAUCAUGCCGAAUUCACUAUGAAAGGUUUACUGUAUAAAUUAUCAUAUCUAGGCUAUCCAGCAUAUCAUUCACAGUUGCCAGCCACUAAAUUUAUGGAUACUUCACCUUCAUCUGAAUCAGAUAUUGACAAAAUUCCAUGGAUUGUUGAUCGUUUAUUGUGUCAGUUAUUCGUUCACUGCAUAAUUAGUAAACACCAGCAGCUAGCUAUGAAAGCAGCGUUAACUCGUUCUUCAAAAGGUUUUGACCAACAAUGUAGUUCUGUAAAUGGUAUAUUUACACAACAAGGGUGGAAUAAUCUUCAGUUGUGUGUAAAGCAGUCAGAAGUAUUUUACGACGUAAUAUGUAGAAAUCCCAGUAAUGUUACUAGUGAUUGCAAUGUUGUUCAUGAUAACACAGAUCGGUCUGUUGUGAAUAUUUUACUUAAUCCAGAAUCAUUUGAGACACAGUUCAGGUCAAUGUUUAUGACAUGGUAUUCCUGUAAUAUAUUUAAAUACAAUUGGGAACAUCUAUUUGGAUUGAUUGAUCCAAUAUGUAAAAGCAACCAAAGACAUGGAAUUUAUGGGCAUUCAGCAGCAUGGAGAAUUUGGAAUUAUGAAGAGUCCGUAUGCAUUCAAACUGCAGGAUUAUAUGCUGCCUCAAUUGAACUAAUGUCCAAUUUUAUGUUGCCUAAUGAAUUGACAUCAGUUGUGUCUGAUUUCCUAACUAAUUGUGCGAAACAUAUAAAUUUCAAUCAACUACAAAAUAUCACUGGCGCCCUAGCUGUUAUUUUACCUAGUGUUUACCGAUUUCCUCUGUUUAAAUUUUGCGUCACCCUAUUCAAUGACCCAAUUCUUUGUGACACCACACCUGAAUCGAAUCCAAUAGAUCCAGAAAAUAUGUUCACGUGCAUCUCUGAUGUAAAGUUUACUAAUGAUCAUAAUACUAAUACUAAGUGGCGUCGUUCAUCAAGAGCUUUACGUCAUAGAAAAUUGCUAGAUGUUAAUUUAACCUCUGUAGAUAACGUCACUUUAACAUCUGAAGGUGCAUCAUUUAAAGACGGAAAUACUUCACUGCUAAAACCACCAAAAGUAGCUUUACAUUUCUUCGAAAAAUAUCUUCCAUUAGAUCAGAAAACAGACUCUGAUUUGGUCGAUACACUUAGUAAUGGGGGCUGUAGUGCUAUUGAGAUAUCACAUCAAAGUGCUGAAGCAAACCAAACUCUGAAGGACAAUUUCAAUAACUCGGACUUUUCGUCCGAUGUGACGGAAUACCUGAUUAAAGCUAAUUUAUGGCAUUCAAUUUGGGCACAUGCUAACACAUCACAUCUAGCAUCGUUACCUGGCAUUUUCUCAGAUCUCAUCUUACCGGAAUUGCACAAUGAAGCUCAACUACUGAUGGCAUUUUAUCUGGUUGCACCAUUAAUGGGAUCUUUGCACUCAGAGCGUCCAGCAAAAUUAGUCGAUUUAACUGCAGAACUUUACAGAGCUGUUUGGAAAGUUGAUACUAUUUUAGCUAAAUCAAACUAUCAAAACUCCAGUGAUUCGGAAAUUUCAAUGGAUAUAAGUAAUUCAAAACAACUAGGCGAACAUUUACCUUCGGAAACCGGUAUACCAUUAGUACAUGUUGAUACAAUAGCUGAUUUAUUGUAUCAUAUUAAAUAUAUGUACGUAGGCAAUGGGGUGCUCGAUCAAGUUCGCCCACUACUGCCACAACUUCGACCAAGUUUGCGUAAACGUCUCAAAUUCAUAUUACCUCAAGAUUCAUCAGUAUCACAGCAGCAACAAAAUCAAAAUGAUUCACAUCCAAUAUUUGAAGGUCGCGUAUAUCGUGCAUCUAUUAAACCGCCAUUGUGUAAUGGAGACUUUUAAAUUCAUUUAUAUUCAUUUCUUACUGUUUGCAAAUGUAUGUAACAAAUUAGUGUGAUCAAUGAAGACAAUGCUUUAAUUUCUUU
Molecule: messenger RNA, 6017 nt
Organism: Schistosoma curassoni
Lineage: Eukaryota; Metazoa; Platyhelminthes; Trematoda; Strigeidida; Schistosomatidae
Source: the annotation of a GenBank genome assembly